AGUAAAAUGCUUCAAAUCGAUUCUAAAAAGUCAUUAUCGAUCCACACUACUGUCUCGCAAAAUGUCGCUUUGAAAUGGCCGACGUUUAGGGGGAGUGUCUUGCGGAAAUUGAAUUUCUUUGUGAUUUUUACGCUAUAAGAAUAAACUGCCUACAGCUACAGGCUCGUACAUUCCAAAUUUAAAAGACUGAACUUUUUUUAAUAAAGUGGAUAGCAAUGGCUUGGCGUUUUAAAGCCUCUAAGUAUAAAAAUGCAGCGCCUAUUGUGCCAAAGCCUGAAGCAUGCAUUAGAGACAUCUGCGUGGGGUCAUAUCAGACUUAUGGGAACAAUAUAUGUGCGUCGGCAGCCUUUAUGGCGUUUAACUGGGAGCAUGUAGGAUCUAGUAUGGCAGUGUUACCGCUAGAUGACUGUGGAAGGAAGAGUAAGACUAUGCCGUUGCUUCAUGCACAUUCCGAUACUAUAACAGACAUGGAGUUUUCUCCAUUCCAUGAUGGUUUGCUGCUGACGGGAUCCCAGGAUUCUCUGGUUAAAGUAUGGCAUAUCCCACCAGAGGGUUUGAAAGAGUCCCUUUCGACUGCAGAGUGUACUCUGUCACAAAAACAGAGGCGGGUGGAGAAUGUGGGCUUCCAUCCUGUUGCAGAUGGACUCAUUCACGUGGCUUCAGGACAUGAGCUCGCUUUGUGGGACUUGACCAAGCAGAAAGAAGCUUUUGUAAACCGCGACCACGGCGAAGUCAUCCAAUCGACCUCGUGGAAGAAAGAUGGCCGCCUGCUCGUGACAUCAUGCAAGGACAAGAAGGUGCGGGUCAUUGACCCUCGCGCGCCCUCCCCCGUGCUCAGUGUCGCCAACAGCCAUCAGAACAUCAAGGACAGUCGAGUUGUGUGGCUGGGGGACCAGGAUCGCAUACUUACUACUGGUUUUGACGCGGCGCGCCUCCGUCAAAUCAUGAUCCGCGACGUCCGCAACUUCUCCCAGACUCAAAAGACUCUGGAGCUGGACUGUUCCACAGGCAUCUUAAUGCCGUUGUUCGACGCGGACACCAACAUGCUGUUCCUGGCGGGCAAGGGAGACACUACCAUCUUGUACAUGGAGCUGACUGACCGGGAGCCCUAUCUCAUUGAAGGACUCAGGCAUUCUGGUGAACAAACAAAGGGUGCCUGCCUGGUCCCGAAGCGCGCGCUGCGCGUGAUGGAGGGCGAAGUGAACAGAGUGCUGCAGUUGACUGGAUCCUCUGUUGUGCCUAUCAUGUACCAGGUGCCGAGGAAGAGCUACCGCGAGUACCACGCAGACUUGUAUCCGGACACUUCUGGCAGUGUGACCUAUGUGAGCGCGCCCAUGUGGCUGCAGAACCAUGACCACCCCGUGCCUUGCAUCUCGCUGCAUCCUGAUGCCAACAACUGUGCUCAAAUACACCGAGGCAACUUAGAAGAGGUUGUGAAGAACAUUUUAUCUAUGCCAGUACCAAAAAAGAUGGAUAAUAAGAAGGCUAUUACACCGACACCAGUAGAUGAACCAGUUAAACAGACGGUUAAACAGGCGAGUGGCAAUGUACCAGAACCAAAAUCCGAAGACCGUAUUGACUUUGUCAACGUGAAAGACCUAAUCAAAGGCAUGGAGCGACAGAAGACGAAAGAGUCCAAAACUGUUGAUGCUAAAGAGACGAACGGUUUCCAUAAAAAGGAAAAUCGCGAGAACGGUCACGAUGGCAAGGCAGAAACUGAUGGUGAAAAGACCGAAAAUUCCGAAAAACCAGAGAAGAUACAAACGCCGCAAACGGAGAAGUCUUUCGAGAAGACCGUGGAAAAGACCAUCGAAAAGACUGAAAAUACCGAGCGAUCUUUCGAAAAGUCGGACAGUUCUGAGUCGAACGAGUCGAGUUUGUCUCGUAGUAACAGUUAUAUCAACGGGUCUCAGGUGCAAGUCCCAAAGCCGCUGCCGAGGUCAUCAAUCUCUGAGGGGGGGUCGGCCGAGGAGCAAGGGCCUGAAGCUCCCAAGCCCAAACCUAGGACCACUACUGCCCCAGUGUCCGGUUAUAAGCCUCGCCUCGGCCCGAAGCCGUUCUCGGCGUCUCAAGGCAGUGAAGAGUUCUCCUUCGACAAGGUAUUCUCCGUGCCAGCAGUACCUGGACUUACUAAGUCCGAUUCAGCCUCGUCUCCGAUAUCGGCGCCUGCAGCUACCACGCCGGCGACGUCGACUCCUAUCGCUAAGGACGAUGAGAAAGACAAGUCACUCUCGCCUACUAGCGACGUGGACGUCGCGCCGCUUAAAGAAGAGUACACGAACGGAAAGUCGGACACGAGUUUGGAGGAGGAAGUAAAUUCUUCGGACUCUGGCUACAUGCCCAAGACGCCGAGCACGGCCGACCGCAGGAAGCUGUUUGAGAAUACGCAGCCCGACGGGCCUGCGCAGUCCAUCGCGGGGCGGCGCCGCGCGUACGAGAUGCGCUCCGUCAGCGUCGCCGUGGAGUCCGACACGCCGCCCUCGCCCGCUCCCCUCAGGCGUAGAGAUUCACUCAAGUCUCGCAAGAGCCCGGACCGUGAGGACAAGCGCUCGUCUGUGCCUAACGUUACCACCAAGAGGACAUCUACUGUGUUUGGCAAAGUGUCGAAGUUUCGCCACCUGAAGGGCACGCCGGGACACAAGUCCACCCACGUGGAGAACAUCAAGAACGUCAGCCGACAGAUCUCCGGAGAGUGCAACGGUUUCUAUGCGAACGGUAUUCGCUGCGCAGUCCCAGUGAGCGGCGGCGGCGGGCGGGUCGCCAUUAUCGAGCUGCCGGUGGGCGCUACGCCCUCCGCCCGGGCUCCGCCCACACACCCCGCAGGGCUCCACCCCCCGGCGCUAUUACACCCCGCGCCGCUGCAGGACUGGGGUUGGGAUCCCUUCAGGGACGAUAGGCUGAUGGUCGCCUGCGAUGACGGAAUGAUACGCGAGUGGAUCAUUCCGGAGAACGGCCUCCAAGAAUCAACAAACGAACCAUCCCGCACAUGGUCAGCUCACCCGGACAAGAUCUACAUAGUGCGCUUCCACCCUACAGCCAAGGACCUAUUGACCACAGCGGCCCACGACCUCACCAUCAAGCUGUGGGACCUCAGCAACGACGUGCCGACGGCCGAAGUAGUGUUGACAGGGCACACUGAACAGAUAUUUGCUAUGGACUGGUCGCCGUGCGGGGAGUACCUCGCCACUGUCUGCAAGGACGGACUCGUUCGGAUAUACAAGCCGCGUUCAUCGACAGAGCCGCUGCGCAGCGGGCCAGGCCCCGCCGGGUCUCGCGGCGCACGCGUCGUGUGGGCCCUCAACGCCACACACCUCGUCGUCACUGGGUUUGACAAAGUAUCGGAGCGUCAGAUCCUGCUGUACAAGGCGAGCGACCUCUCUGCUCCGGUGUGCACGGUGGGGCUGGACGUGUCGCCCGCCAUCCUGCAGAUACAUAUCGACCACGACUCCGCUACGCUGUUCCUUACCGGACGGGGCGACUCUACGAUCUACUGCUACGAGGUGACGAGCGAGGCGCCCUUCGUGUGCGCGCUGUCCCACCACCGCUCGCCCACGCUACACCAGGGGAUCGCCUUCCUGCACAAGAACCUCGUCGCUGUCGAGAAGGUGGAGUUUGCCCGGGCGUUGCGACUUACAAAUGGCAACAUCGAGCCACUAUCAUUCACAGUGCCUAGAAUAAAGAGCGAGCUGUUCCAAGACGACUUGUUCCCCCCCACGCUGGUGACGUGGCAGCCGUGGCAGGCGGCGCGGGACUGGCUGGCGGGCCACCACGCGGCGCCGCGCACGCGCAGCCUGCAGCCGCCCGGCAUGGAGCCGCUGUCGGCGCACUCGACGCCGUCGCCGGUGUCGCGCGAGGCCCGCGACAAGCCCGCACACAAACCCAAGCCCGACCUCAUCAAGUCGCACGUGCCGUUAGACCCCAAGGAGAAACAGGAUAGUAUAAUGAAAUCAAUGAGCGCUAAAGUGACAGUAAACAUGAAGUUGGAGCAGGACAAUAUGGAAGGCGUGGACGAAGCCGAGUGGGAGCAGUGAGGCUACUAGACGCCAAGGUAGUGAGUGUAGUCCGUUGCAAGGCUCUAGUGUUACCUCCGCUGCAGUAGACCAACAACCCGGACACUCAUUUAACCCAAAGAAAAUGUUCUUACCGCCUUACCUUGUGCGCAAGCGAGACAGGCUGCGCUCGUUUCCUCACUCGCUGAGGUUGACGACUAAAUAGACUAAAGUGACCAUUUCUCGGGGGUCGCCCUGCUCAUCUCUUAGAAAAUUUUGCGUUUUGUUACUGUACGUACAAUUACGAUCUUGAAACGCAUAGGGACUAGGAACACAAAAAUAAAAAAUAAAAACCACUGUCAUAAACGAAACUAAACGCAACUGACGGUUCAAAUAAAAUCCAUAGAAAAUUAGAAAGUUAUUACAGAAAAACUAUACUUGGCAAAGUUACUUCUUAUACCUUGAGAACCACAAGGGGCCACAUUGAAGCUAUUCAUCUUAAAAGCAAUAUAGCAAUUUGAUAUUUGUGCAUUUGAAAGUAAGUGCGCAAUGUUAACAAAUGUUAUAGCAAUAUUGCUUUUUUAGCUGCAAUGUAGCCUUUUUAACCCUCCAGAUCUUUCCCAUGUAAAAUUUUAUACUUAAGGAAGGUUUACCUAGAGAAGUAAAAUCCUUGCAACUGACUACAUUAUUUCAACCUUAAACACGUGUAAAACUAUAUACUUGAGAUUUACCUCUACCUUAGACUAAAUGUAUACCCCGUACUGUCCUGUACAAUUUUCCAAACAUUCGAAUGACGAUUACAAACUGAUGGGAGUUUAAAAUUUCCAAGUCAUCUAAACAAAGCAAGAAUCUACGUCACUGGAACUAAAUGGAUGUUUCGGGAAUUGAAAACUCCAUAUCAUCGCCUUAAAGUGAAAACCACGUAAAUAAAAUUUGAAAAAUCACAUCUGAUGUGACUUUUGUCAACAAAACCAUAAUUUCUUUCCAGGUAUUAUUUAUUAUUGUUAUUUAUUUAUAUUGUUACAAAAAAAUUGUUACAAACAUUAUUAAUAUGACGUCGUUAAACCCUGAGAGUCUUAGUCCCGACACCAUGCCCAUAACACGCUACACCUUUUUGCCAUUACUUGAAGGUCUCGAGAACCUACAAUAAAAAAUAUUAUAAACCCUUCCUAUGUUCUUCAGGUUUACUCUGGGUCUGAAGAUACAUUCUCUUUUUGUUACAAAUAAACCUUUACAAAACUUUUUUAUAUGUAGUUUCUAAUAAUAAAAAUAACAUUUAACAGUAUAUAUAACACAUUCGAAUGUAAUUUUUCGCAAAAACCCUUACGACGUUUUCUCUAUAAAGCGAUGAUAUUUGAAGUGUUUGGUAAAUUUUAUACAAAAAGUAAUUAUACCAUGUCGAGUAUAGACACAACUAUAAUACUGAAAGUGCAAUCUUUGUCUUAUAAAUACUACCUGUAUGACAGUUGUGUGUAUCUUGGCUGUCUCCCUAAUAUAGCACAAUAUAUAUGGAAAGAGAUUAAACAAAGCAAAAUUACAACUAACAGGAGUUGUGUAGUGUAUUCAAUGAAGUUCUAAACUUAUAUGUAAAUUUAUUUUAAUAGUUUAUUGUAUAUAAGAUAGUACACAAAGGCGUAUUGUUAACAUACAACACAGAAGAAAGGUUCAGCAUAGAAACUAAUCUAGCUAAAAUGAGUAAUUUAAAUCGAAAAACCUUGUUUCGGACGGGACUUGAGCCCGCAGCUCUUGUCCGGGGACGAGCGUGCAUUACACCACCGUGUCCUCCUCCUGUCCAUGCGAAAUUAUUGGUUCUAUGUAUCGUCAUUAAGCCGACGACGAUUUUUUUUUAUUUAAAUUUCUCUUUGUGAGUUUCCCUAAGCAUGGAUGGAUGAGUGCUAUAAAAACAAAAGUCUCACCUAAAACGAUUUUCGUUAACGAAAUAGAAUAGAUUGCAUAUACAUGGGAUUGGUAUAUACGAAUCACGUGACAUUUCGUAAGCUUUCUGUUUUAGGGCGUUGAUGAAAGCGAGACGCUAGUUGGUUGGCUAGGGCCUCUAGUCAUCUCUAUUUGGUGGAGUCUGGCUAGCGAGAUCUGUCUAAAAGAAACGGCGGCUAUCGAAAAAAAUCCAAGUAAACACUGCGCAAGUGAAGUUGAUAUUCGAUAUAUAAUUUUAGCAUAUAUUAAAGCAUUUAGUAUCAUACUCCACUUGGGCAGUGUAUACUUAACGUUUUUCAGCUAUAGCUUGUUUUAUUGCCCAAGUGAAGUUGAUACUAGAUGUAUAAUUUUCCGUAGCACCUAGUAUCAACUGUACUUGGGCAGUGUACACUUGUGUUUUCAACUAGUUAUUAAAUUGCCGCCGUUUUCUCUGUAGACUGUAACCCUUCCUUUUUUCUGCUAUGGUACCCAAAUCCUUUCAUAUACAUUGUGCUAUAACAUGUAAACCAUACCUCUAGUUGAUAUACUUGUAGUUUUUGAUACCUACUCCCGCCCAAUGGACACAAUAUUUUAUAGGACUUUUUCCCGGCUAGCGGUAAUAUAAAUAGCUCACAUUUUUAACGCAGUCUUAACUAUUUACUAGUUAAUAAGUCACCGUAAUGUAUGCUAAUGAAAAAUGUCAUUUUCGUGAUUACAUUGACGUGAUUUUGAUCGAAGAUACACGAGAAUAUCGCGUGAAGAUAAAGGAUUAUAACUGAUUCGGAUUUUAACUGUCUGAAAGUGCGGAAGCUAUGAAGAAUCUGCGACAUUAGAGCCGCGGCCGCAGGGCUUAUGUCGUGACGCGGACUAUAUUUUAAAUAUGGUAUUAUCUUUAGUCUUCGUUUUGUAAUAAUGCGAAAAAUGAAUGCAAAUGUGUGCCUUUGGGUGCUUAUGCGAAAAAAUAAACGUAACCUAUUUUAAAUUAAAAGUAAUAAAAAUCAAGAGCAUCUCUGUGUAUCUUCGAACUAAGUCCUACACUUAAGUUGUGAUCUCAAUAUAUUCGACCAAACUAAUGCUUUAAUGCAAGCGACCGUGCUCACUUAAUGCUCAUUCGUAAUGCAUUCUAAUUAUAAACGGACGAUGUUGCGUUGGAAAAAUAUUUGCCACUAGAAAAGUUCAAUCCUAUCGAUAGAUGGCACCGUUAGUACAUCGAUCGAUUGCGUAACACACUAAGAAGGAAGGUUAAUAGUCUGUGUCGCCACUUGUCGAUAGCCUGUCUGCCGUAUAGAUAUAUAUAUGAUAGCCGUGCUAUCUGUCGGUUAAGUUGUAGAAAUUUCUAGAACUUUCGAAUCGAUCGAAGUUAUCAGAAGGUGAAAGGUGCACUAAAUGGGGUGAUAAAGUUCGUUAUUUGCGUUUCACAUCUCGGCACAAGCCUUAUAGUAUCGACAGAAGUAUGUGGCAUACUCUUUUCUGUUUUGAAUGAUUGGUUAAUAAAGAUAUGGGUUAUAACAAAUGUUAGGUACGCUCAAUAAGAUGCAACCCUUCCUUACGUGUAUCUCAUAUCGUUUCGAAGAACUAUAUGGACAUGAAUAAAGUAGUAAGUGUGCGAUCUCAUAUUUUUCUAACGCAAUUCCAGUACCACACUUAGCUGCGUAACAUUCCUAUAUUUUUUGCCAUACAAAAUGCAUUUAUUUAUACAUACUUACGUACUUUGUGUAUUUUAAAGAUAUUACUAUUCGUAUAUGAUUUGUAACGCUAUAGAUAAGGAAAUAUAGGGUACUUCAUACUUGUUAGGGAAUUGACGUUUAAAUGUAACCAAUAUUUUAUAUUGUAGUCGUCAUUAUUACGUGUGGGGUGGUUGGUUGCUGUCUUUAACAGCCUGUUACGCAUCUAACUGCAGAAUACACUCACAAGGGCUGAUUUUUCACUAAACGGAUAAAUUAUUUGUCAGUGGAAUAGCAAAAUUUUGUAUGAGAAAAAUCUAAUUUGGAAGAGAUUAUUCCAGGAAUGGGCGCUAUCUGCCUAUUGAGAAAUGAGGCCAUAAUCUAAAAAUGCAAUAUUGGCAUUUGCGCACUUAAAAGUAACUGCGUGAUGUCAAACGAAUGACAGAGAAAUAUAUGUUUAGGUAAAUAGUUCAACGCGGACCAUUUAAGCCCCCUGGCCUUCAUUGAAGGAAAGCAUUCGAGGCAUAUUUUAUGAGAUUGUUGAACAAUAGAACCUAUUGAUUGGGAUUCUUAUUUGAUUUGGCGCUGACAUUGCAAAAAUGGCACCCAUACUUUUGGAUUUUGCCUAAUAUUGAGAAAUGUUAAGACCAUAUUUACGAAUGCGGUUUAUUCUACACUCUUGAAGCCGUAUCUUAUUAUUGCGGUACUAGUAACCAAGUGGCAGCCGAACCACCCAACAGAUAUUAGAAACAGUGUAAAAAUCUCGCGAGUUUAGUCCCGCUAGCUGCCAUAACACGACGUUUUGCUCAAGACGCCAAAGAGAUCGUUUCAAGUCAACAUUCAGAUCGUUUAUUUACAUUAUUACGUUUUUCAGAUUGUAUAAAAACACAUUUUUACGUAUAUUUCGUAUGAUAAAGUCUUCGAGCCGAAAUAAAGGUCUAUCUCAACUUACACCCGAUGAUUUUCUAAAUCAAUGCAAUAUAUAAAAUAUAAGCAAUCAUCCUGAAAUCUUUAUUUUUGUUACCUUUUACAAGAUUUAAAAAUGAGGAAAACUGUAUGGUUUUUAGUUGUGAAUAUCAAUUUUUCACUUUCAAGAAGAGUAAGAAGUCAAAAAGUAUUAAGAAUGGAAUCUCCUUAUAUUUAUUUCUGUCAAUACUAAUAGGUAAAAUUAUAGGAAGAUGCUAAAAUCGGCUUGUAUCAUGGAAUUAAUGUUAUGCGUAAAUAUAUUGAUUUGGGCCUUUAUAAAUUUGUCUAAGCGGACAAGAUGGCUACAAUGGAGGGUCAUUAGGGUUAGUUCGGCAUAAGCGGAGCGGAUAGCGUAUGUAUUGAAACUUCAAUAUUGCCAAUUAUUGGUCAGCAAAAAUUUAGUUUCGAUCGCCAUCUACUCGCAAAGAAGAAGAAUAUUGCCGCUUUAAGGUCGAUAAUUAAGCUUUUUAUUUUGAGCAUGUGGCAACAAAAUGCUAUCUCGAUUAUACAAAAUCGAUCGCUUCCCAAAACGCUUACACUGCGGCCUAUGUGCGAACUACCCCUUAAGCUUUUUUCGUAUUAAAUUUAUUUAAAACUACGGAUAGAUUUAAUAUUAUUCACUAGUCAAAAGUUAUACUUUAAAGCGAUUCAUAGAAAUGUUUUCUUACGUAUUAAUUUAUAUUUAAGGUUUAUUAUAUUAUAUCUCUUAGUUUUAUUUUUUAGUAUUUUAAAAGGUUGAAUAGUUGUCGGUAAGAUUUUCACUGGUUAUUUUUGUGAUACUUUUGAAACAAGAAUCGUUAAUAAUUUUAUUCAGUAUUUUUACAGUAUUUUACUAGAAAUCUUAUGAAUAUUUUUCACUUCGUUUUUUUUAAAGACAUUAAAAUAAUGACAUUAUUUAUAAGAAUUUUACUUCUAAUAUCGGUUUUAAAACCUUAAUCGCACAUUUUUGUAAACAAUAUAUAUUUAUUUUAACGUAUUACUCAAUAUUAUGCUUUUCCAGUGAAAAUCAUAUUGACAACUGUACAAUGUAAACAUGCACAUGUACUCAUAUCGAAGCUCUAAGCUAAACUGCACUCUAUCAAACUUAAUUUAAGGACGCACCUUUGGUAUGCAACUUCAAAUUACAAAUUAUAGUUAUAAAAAAUAUAAUUCAAAUAACUUUACAUCGAAUGUCAACAACAUGAAGAUGUAUUUUUUUCUUGUACUUUACUGUAGAUUUGCAUCGAACUGCAUUCAUUAUUUGACCGGACAAAUAGGGAACUCGACUAACAAAAACAAUUCAUAUAUGGUAAACGUGACUAUCUUCUGGGAAAGGUAGCAACGUGGUAUUUACUGCGAUAUGCGAUGCAUAAAAAAUGCAAUCCAAACACAAAAUAUAUAAUUCUUUCAAUGUAAAGUUAUUUGACAAUGCACAAACAAUAGCACUAAAUGUAUCGUAUGACAGAUCCUUUUAGAAGUAAGUAGGUAUUUACAUUUUACUACCAGCCAAAAUGUUUAUACAGGGUUCUUUAAAAUUAUAAUGGUAUUAUAACGGUACUGUAUUAAGUUAUGUUUAUAUAACGCGAAAAAUAAAAAUAAUCUUUCUUAUGAACUACUAAAUUUUGAACGUUUACUUCACUAUAGUUGUUCUAUAAAGGAUCAAUCAUACGAACAUGUCUUUUAAAAUUAUGCACAAAAUAUUUCUCGUACCUCUCGCUCGUGGCUCUCUACCGUCUACACACCAAAGUUGUGAAAUGACAAUAAAUUAAUUUUGAAACGAAACAAAUCUUCCAAAUUAGUUAAUUUAUUUUCACGUUAAACACUUACUUUCCACGUUUAUUUAUUUCACUGUGUGAUUGUAAUGAAAUUGAGAAAAUUGUGCCAAUUUUUUUGUAAAAUUUUUCGUCAUGAUUGGCGUAGUUGUGUUGUACACUUUUAAAUGCAGUUAAUUAUGUUUUCUUGACCAGACAAUGGCAUAAAUAAAAAUGGAAUAUCAGAGCAUGACAUUUCUAUAUACUGCCGGUUUACACAACCAACGGUAUAUCAAAUGCGACAUGAAAAGUUUGUAAACUAUUGUAGAAUUACGCACACAUUCUCAUUUUUCAUAUUUUCUGGUCAAGAUUUCGUAAAUAAUGGUCUGAAAAGGCCACAUUGAAGCAAUUCAAUAUUGCAAUUUGUCAACAAAUGUCAAAUAGCAAUUGUUUAGAUGAAGUGCUUCAAUGUGUGUAAAUUUAAACCCCCCAGGAAAACCAUUCCUCAACUGUGUGAGUGCGUGUAAUGUAUGUAAACCUACAGAUAUCCUAGUAUAAGGCUCAAUAUUUGGAGAUAUUUUUAUUAUUUUGCAUUUUUUUAUUAAACUCUGGCUAAAU
Pectinophora gossypiella (pink bollworm) is the source of this 10881-nucleotide messenger RNA. RefSeq names its product coronin-7 (gene pod1). The record is from RefSeq and is a predicted model, not a curated record. Lineage: Eukaryota; Metazoa; Arthropoda; Insecta; Lepidoptera; Gelechiidae. Gene Ontology annotation, molecular function: protein binding. Bases 216 to 4031 code for a protein of 1271 amino acids. The transcript has 23 exons.